GUCUCUCUCUCUCUCUCACACACACACACACACACACUCGUCUGUCUCUCUCUCUUUCAAUAGUUCCAUCCAUUCUGUCAGGCCAGGCCUCUACGUUUGGGAUAUACUCUUUCUCUGCUUGCAUAAAGGGGCAACUAAAAAGGGGGGCAAACAGCACCAAAUCUAGUCUGGAUCAGAGGAGACGGAUCAAGUGGAUCAGAUGAAGAUGAUGACAAGCUGUUGAGCCUUGGAAGUCAAGGAAAAGUUUGAACAUUGUGAGGGCCCUGGGGGCAAAGAUGUCCUCGUCACGAGGGGCUCGACGCAUCCCCUUCAUCUCGCACUGCCCUUUAUUUCAAUGACCGGGAAGAAAGCACAUCUGGCAGUGCCCCAUUUCAAAUAUUCCGCCUUGGAUGCGCCUUGCCGGGUGGGACUCUUUGAGAGCUGAAAACAUGCGACUGUGGUGGAUUUUACUGCUAAGCUUUUGGAGUGUUUAUGGAGAACUCCCAUUCAUAGCAGAAAACAACGCUGCCAUGCUGGUCAACUGGAAUGCUGUGGAUGGAAAUAAAAAGCUGUUUGCAAUUUAUGACACAAGCGCCAAUGAACCAGGAAACAUGUCUUUUGUCAAAGAGACAGUAGACAAGCUUUUGAAAGGCUAUGAUAUUCGUCUACGACCAGAUUUUGGAGGUGCACCGGUUGCAGUUGGCAUGAGUAUUGAUGUGGCGAGCAUAGACAUGGUGUCUGAGGUCAACAUGGACUACACGUUGACCAUGUAUUUCCAACAGUACUGGAGGGACAAGCGGCUGGCAUAUACUGGGAUUCCUCUUAAUCUCACUUUAGAUAACAGAGUAGCUGACCAGCUCUGGGUUCCUGACACAUAUUUCCUAAAUGACAAAAAGUCUUUUGUACACGGCGUCACAGUGAAGAACCGCAUGAUCCGCCUGCAUCCAGAUGGGACAGUUCUUUAUGGAUUAAGAAUCACUACGACUGCUGCUUGCAUGAUGGAUCUGAGAAGGUAUCCAUUAGAUGAGCAGAAUUGCACUCUGGAGAUUGAGAGUUAUGGAUACACAACAGAUGACAUCGAGUUUUACUGGAAGGGAGGAGAAACCGCAGUGACGGGUGUGUCACGCAUCGAGCUCCCGCAGUUCUCCAUCGUUGACUACAAACUUGUGUCCAGAAAUGUUGUCUUUUCCACAGGUGCCUAUCCUCGACUAUCUUUGAGCUUCAAGCUAAAAAGAAACAUCGGCUACUUCAUCCUGCAGACCUACAUGCCCUCGAUCCUGAUCACCAUCCUGUCCUGGGUCUCCUUCUGGAUCAACUACGAUGCCUCAGCAGCCCGAGUGGCAUUAGGUAUCACCACUGUGCUGACCAUGACCACAAUCAACACCCACUUGAGAGAAACUCUACCGAAGAUUCCAUAUGUCAAAGCAAUAGACAUGUAUCUGAUGGGCUGCUUCGUCUUUGUUUUCUUGGCUCUGCUGGAAUACGCUUUCGUCAACUACAUUUUCUUUGGACGAGGGCCUCAGAUGCAGAAGAAAUUGGCUGAGAAAGCUGAGAAAGCCAAUAAUGACCGCAACAAGUAUGACGGCAACAAGUCUGUUCAAGAGGGAGGAAACUGCAAGCCAUCAUCUGUUAAACAGUCCAAUCAGGUACAAGGCCACCGUCACUCACGAGGGGUGGACUCCCAGGGAAAUAUUCUUCUGACCACCCUGGAGAUCCACAACGAGGUGGCCGGGAACGAGAUCACCACCAGCGUCAGCGAGGCUCGAAACUCCACUUCAAUGGUGUUCGAUAACUCAGGGAUCCAGUAUCGCAAACAGAGCACAGCGCGGCACAGCAUGGACAGAAACGCACAGUCCAAGAAACCGCGACUACGCAGACGCUCUUCACAGCUCAAAAUCAAAAUCCCUGACCUCACAGACGUGAACGCCAUCGACCGAUGGUCACGGAUUAUAUUUCCCGCAGUUUUCUCGCUUUUCAACUUGAUCUAUUGGCUGUAUUAUGUGAAUUAGGCCUCAGGCGUCCGUUGGGUUUUUUUGGCCCUUCACGAUUUUUUCAUGUUGCCAAGUGGAAAAUUAGACUUUUUUUUUCUUUCUUUGCUCUGAUGUACUUUACGGACGUGCUCGCACGCCAUAUUGAAUUUUUUUACAUUUGAACCCUUGUGAUGUUAUAAAGGGUUGGGACUGAAUGCUACCUGCACUAAAUGGGCCGUCCCGUACAGUACAUUUCCAGUGACAUCAACAAAAUCAGUUUUCUAAAGAUACAUGUCAUAAUUUCCGAAGCCACAGGACUUCCGCAUGAUGCAUUCAGAGCUGUUUUUAAUUUGUACAUGUUGCUAUGUUAUUCCGAUCGAAAGACUGCUAAUGUUUCAUGCCAAUACGUCUUUACUGUUGGAGCACAGGGGAUGAAUAUUAAAAGAAGACUAUAUAGUUAUGGAAAUGCAAUAUAACAAGGGUUGUAGUUCAAAUCACGUCUUCAAAACAUUGUCAUUAUGAUCUUAUUUAGACGACGUUUGUAUAUAAUCAUGUCACGAUAUGCUUUUGGAACAUGAUUUCCAUCCGCCUUGGGUUGAUAUGAUUAUGCGCCACUUUUUGCAAUCAUCAUGUAAAGUGCUUCAGUACAUGUACGAUAAGAUAAUAACUGUUCACUCAAGGAUAUCAACAACAACUAAAAUGAGAAAAGGAACAAAAAAGGGGAAUAUUUAAAUCAGGGCCUGCAAAGGAUUUCCAUGAUGCCAUCCUGAACAUCAAACACAAGAAGACGAACAAUCCUCACAUUGUGUUUUGCUUUUUGUUAGUAGACGUGUAGCAAUGACUUUGAUUUUCAAGUGAGGUUUGGGUGUUUUGUUCCCCUCCUUUUUUUUUUAAGUAUGCCUGAGUCAUUUCACAUAUCAUCGUAGGCCUUUUGGAAACAUCAUAUGGGCCCACUUACAUCUUCAUCCUUUUCCCUUCCUGAAAGGGGUUAUUUACAUGAACGCAUUUGAGGGAAUUGUAUGCUGGCAUCAACACAUAACUUGUCUCAGGUUCUCUUCCAACAAGAAAAUGAUCCGUAUUUUUCUGAUCGUCAGUAUUCGCAUCAUCUUUGUUGUGAUUAAUUUGUAUUAUAUCCUUGUGUACAGCAACGAUUACAUAGCAGAUUUAGAGCGCAUGAUAUUGUUUGCAUUUUGCGAUUCUACAGUGACUGUAUCCGAUUUUUGUUUUGGCAGAUUUCUUUACCACCAGUCAUAUGCACUUACUCAGUUUCUGGGGCCGAAAACUGCUGUCUGGUUAGAGAGUAAUGUAUUCUCAUGCUUGCAAACCAUCAAAUAUAUUUAUAAAUCUCUUUAAAAUAUCCCGUGUGUGCUGUUAACAUGUCAUUUAACAGGUUGCUUUGCAGUUACAUUGUGUCAGUAGAUGCUCAUUAAUUCUUGAAUUACUUUUCUUCCCUCUUCUAUUGUAUGUUGUAAAUAUAUAACCCACGAUCCACACAUGAUCCAUUUCUCUGUUCCCUUUUUUUCUAAUAUUCACUUCUGAGGUUUUAUUCUGUACAAAUGACAAGAACUCUAUUUAUGAAAUGUGUUUAAACUAUUAGACAUAUGAGGGGUGAAUGUCCAAAGGACAACAUGAGGAAAUGGAAUAAACUUUACUCUUUCAAGUA
This is a messenger RNA of Danio rerio (zebrafish), 3612 nucleotides long. The record is from RefSeq and is a predicted model, not a curated record. NCBI's taxonomy places the organism in Eukaryota, Metazoa, Chordata, Actinopteri, Cypriniformes, Danionidae.